CAAAGGUCACUGAAAAAGCUGCAAUGUUUAGCACAGCAGUCGUUGGACACGUGGCCACAGGUUGCUGAAAACCAACCGGUGUUGCUGUCUGUCACUGUCACAGUCAUGACAGUGGUCUGCAGCUCGGCACGCAUCUCGCUGAGGUAAAACGCCAUCCACCUCCUGGGACAAAGUCAGCUCAUACUCUACGUCACUUUAGCCAUAAUGAUAUGAUUUGUAUUAAACUGCCCACAGUGCCAAGAUGUUCUUCAGGUGACUGAGCUGACCUCCUCACAACAAACAAGACAGAAUUUUUUGCAUGAUUAUUUUUCGCAGGAUGUUUUGAGCUGACCUACUUUCUUUGCGUUCAUUCGCCCAUACUUCAGAACUAACACGUCUUUUUUUUCUGUUUACUGCUGAGAGCAAAACCACAGAGACAGUGAGCUCAGCCCUGCUCAGGGAGACAAGGGUUUAACCGCUGUGAGAGAGACACGUCUUCAUCACUACAUGGUACCAUGGGACACGCACCUCUUCUGUGGCUGCUCGUCCUGACCUCACUGCUGAUCUGCACAACUACCCAAGCCUCUCUGACUGUGAGUCCCAGCAGCUCUCAGCUGUUUAAAGGACAGUCUGUCUCUCUGAGCUGUGAGGAGGACGACAGCUCUGCUGGAUGGACUCUGAGGAGGAACACAACCAGAGACACCAGAACUGAAUGUGGAGCUGACUGGGGAAAACCUGCUGGUUCUGUCUGUACCUUACACAUCGUCCCAUUGGACAGUGGAGUUUACUGGUGUGAGUCCAGAGAGGGAGCAACCAGUAAGAGCAUCAACAUCAGUGUCACUGGUGGAUCAGUGAUCCUGCAGAGUCCUGUCCUCCCUGUGAUGGAGGGACAUGAUGUCACUCUGCACUGUAAAACAAAGACGUCCUCCAACCUCCCAGCUGCUUUCUAUAAAGAUGGCUCCUUCAUCAGGACUGAGCCUGCAGGUCACAUGACCAUCCGCCAUGUAACCAGGUCUGAUGAAGGCCUCUACAAGUGUGACAUCACAGGUCAUGGAGAGUCUCCACCCAGCUGGCUCACUGUCACAGGGAAACCUACCAUCACACCUCCUCCAUCGCCAUCCACUACUGGUUUCUCCUCCUCCUCCUCUUCCUCUCCUCCUCUGUCCUCCUCUCCUGCUGUCUUUGUGUUGCUCUCCUUUCCAUUCUUCUGCGGUGUGGUGCUAGUGGUUGUACUGGCUCUACUGGUGAGACGAUGUGUCCGACGGCAACCUGAAGAGAGUGACCCGGCUCCUGUCCACUCAGCUGUAAGAAGAGCCGCCAGUAAUGAACCAAACAGGACGAGAGAGGAUCCAGUUUAUUCAGCAGUGAGAAGAACUGAAGACGUCAGUUAUGGACAAAUAGUGAUCAAACCAAACAGGACGAGAGAGCCUCCAGCAGAGCCACAGGUCAUCUACUCUUCCCUGAGGUCCACCAUCACACCUUCACACCAGUCCAACCAGUGACGGCUCACUAACUGGUCUCCUCUGACCUCUGAAUGCACCGUGUUUAUCUGUUCAGUGCCACGUUCUGUGUGUCUGCAGAAAGAGACGUGUGUGUCAUCAGAACACCGCAGGGCCACGCCCCCUCUGCUGCAAACGUUAUUUAUAUCAGUGAAUUAAUAAAAAAAUAAUCAUGAUUUGUUUAAA
This is a messenger RNA of Epinephelus fuscoguttatus (brown-marbled grouper), 1664 nucleotides long. Its product is annotated as high affinity immunoglobulin gamma Fc receptor I-like. Bases 495 to 1481 code for a protein of 328 amino acids. Gene Ontology annotation, biological process: cell surface receptor signaling pathway. The transcript has 8 exons. Gene Ontology annotation, molecular function: transmembrane signaling receptor activity. The record is from RefSeq and is a predicted model, not a curated record. NCBI's taxonomy places the organism in Eukaryota, Metazoa, Chordata, Actinopteri, Perciformes, Serranidae.